This is a messenger RNA of Papaver somniferum (opium poppy), 2010 nucleotides long. RefSeq names its product xaa-Pro dipeptidase-like. Lineage: Eukaryota; Viridiplantae; Streptophyta; Magnoliopsida; Ranunculales; Papaveraceae. Bases 85 to 1611 code for a protein of 508 amino acids. Gene Ontology annotation, molecular function: manganese ion binding; metalloaminopeptidase activity. The record is from RefSeq and is a predicted model, not a curated record. The transcript has 16 exons.
UCUGAAAUUUUAAGAAAACUGGGACUUAAACCCUAUUUGAAAACUGAAACUACUACUAUAUCUGCAGCUCCAGUUGUAUGAGUCAUGGCGAAACAAAGUAGAGAAGCCAUUAUUAACAUGGUUUCUUCUUCAUCUUCUUUACAUCCUCCUCCUCCAGUUCCAAAGGAACUUCAUGCCCUAAAUCGAUCAAAAUUAAUUGGAUCUCUUCGCCAACAUCUAUCUUCCUCUAAUCGACCUCUCGAAGGAUUCGUAUUGCUACAGGGAGGUGAAGAACAAAAUCGUUACUGUACUGAUCACACCGAGCUCUUCAGACAAGAGAGUUACUUCGCCUACUUGUUUGGGGUCAAGGAGCCUGGUUUUUAUGGAGCUAUUGAUAUCUCGACUGGAAAGUCGAUUCUGUUUGCUCCAAGAUUACCUGCCGAAUAUGCUGUUUGGUUGGGGGAAAUAAAAUCACCAUCCCACUUUAAGGAAAUGUAUAUGGUUAACAUGGUAUGCUAUACUGAUGAGAUUGUAGAUGUCUUACACGCUCAUCAUGGAGGACCUGGAAAGCCUGUAUUAUUUCUCUUGCAUGGGCAGAACACUGAUAGUAAUAACUUUUCUAAGCCUGCGGAGUUUAAGGAAAUGGAAAAGUUUGAGACUGAUUUAAGUGUGCUGCAUCCAAUUUUAACUGAAUGCCGCACAAUUAAAUCGGAUGCGGAGCUUUCUCUUAUUCAGUAUGCUAAUGAUAUAAGCUCAGAAGCUCAUGUGGAGGUAAUGAGAAGGACGAGAGCCGGCAUGAAAGAGUACCAAUUAGAGAGCAUGUUUCUUCAUCACACCUACAUGUACGGGGGUUGUAGACAUUGCUCGUAUACAUGCAUAUGUGCUACUGGUGGUAAUAGUUCUGUUCUCCAUUAUGGGCAUGCGGCUGCUCCAAAUGACCGGACAUUUGAAGACGGAGAUAUGGCACUGCUAGAUAUGGGAGCUGAAUACAAUUUUUAUGGUUCUGACAUCACAUGUUCUUUCCCUGUCAAUGGAAAAUUCACCAGCGAUCAAAAGCUGAUUUACAAUGCUGUUCUCAAGGCUUAUGAUGGUGUCAUAUCCGAAAUGAAACCUGGAGUAAACUGGGUGGACAUGCACAAAUUAGCAGAGAAAAUUAUCCUCGAGUCACUAAAGGAUGGUGGCAUCCUUAUUGGUGACGUUCAUGAAAUGAUGACUGAAAGAAUAGGUGCUGUUUUUAUGCCUCAUGGUCUUGGGCAUUUGUUAGGCAUCGACACACAUGAUCCUGGUGGUUACCCUAAGGAAAUAGAGAGGCCAAAGGAACCAGGAUUGAAAUCUUUGCGUACAGCUAGAGAUCUCCGAGAGGGAAUGGUGAUAACAGUAGAACCAGGAUGCUAUUUCAUUGAUGCGCUACUGGCUCCUGCCAUGGAAAAUUCAAGCACAUCGAAGUUCUUCAACCACAAAGAGAUUGCAAGAUUUAAAAGCUUCGGUGGAGUCCGGAUCGAAAGUGACCUGUAUAUUACAUCAAAUGGUGCGGACAAUCUCACCAAUUGUCCACGACAGACAUGGGAAAUUGAAGCUGUUAUGGCAGGUGCACCUUGGCCGCUGGAAAAGAAUGCUGCCACUACCAAAUAAGCCAGAGAAAGCCUCGUCAUAAGGUUAUCGUUGGAAUUGCUAGGAGUAAGCUGUUACGGCAGGUGCACCUUGGCCGCUGAAAAGAACGCUGCCACUACUAAAUAAGCCAGAGAAAGCCUCGUCAUAAGGUUAUGGUCAUGUCCAUUACAGCGUGACUUGUAGUGGUUCCUCUACGACAAAAUAGGAUGUUUUACCGUCAUCGUCAGAUUUUGUGUUGAAAUCCUGCUUUUGUUGUUUUUAUCUGGAAUCGUGUUAGCUUAAUUUACAUAUUCAAAUUAGUGACUCGUAAUAUGAUAAUUUCUGAAACUAGGAGUUGUACCCAUAAUCUUGGAUUUGUGUCUUGUAUGAUUUGCAGAUUAGAAAGAAAAUUGAAUUGGCAUAAAUAUUGUCAUCUGUCGG